CGCUACGACCCGCCCCUCCGCACGCACGCCGAGAAGAAGGGGGUGGGGUCACGUUAGCGUCCGCGCCAUCUCAGCCCGGAGGUGGAGGCUAGGUCCAUUUUCAGUGUAUGGUUUAUCCUGCCAAGCGGUUGUGCUUGGUGCCAGCAAUGGAGGGCGUGCGCUGGGCCUUUUCUUGCGGCACAUGGCUGCCGAGCCGAGCCGAGUGGCUGCUGGCAGUACGAUCGAUCCAGCCCGAGGAGAAGGAGCGCAUUGGCCAGUUCGUGUUUGCCCGAGACGCUAAGGCAGCCAUGGCCGGUCGUCUGAUGAUAAGAAAAUUGGUUGCAGAGAAAUUGAAUAUCCCUUGGAAUAAUAUUCGUCUGCAGAGAACAGCAAAAGGAAAACCAGUUCUUGCAAAGGACUCAUUGAAUCCUUAUCCCAAUUUCAAUUUUAACAUCUCUCAUCAAGGGGACUAUGCAGUACUUGCUUCUGAACCUGAGCUGCAAGUUGGAAUUGAUAUAAUGAAGACUAGCUUUCCAGGUCGUGGCUCAAUUCCAGAAUUCUUUCAUAUUAUGAAAAGAAAGUUUACCAACAAAGAGUGGGAAACAAUCAGAAGUUUUAAGGAUGAAUGGACUCAGCUGGAUAUGUUUUAUAGGAAUUGGGCAUUGAAAGAAAGCUUCAUAAAAGCUAUUGGUGUUGGACUUGGAUUUGAAUUACAACGACUUGAAUUUGAUAUAUCCCCAUUAAACCUGGAUAUAGGCCAAGUUUAUAAAGAAACUCGUUUAUUCCUAGAUGGGAAGGAAGAAAAAGAAUGGGCAUUUGAGGAGAGCAAAAUAGAUGAACACCAUUUUGUUGCAGUGGCUCUUAGGAAACCCGAUGGAUCUAAACAUCAUGAUGUUCCAUCUCAAGAUGAUGCUAAACCUACCCAAAGGCAGUUUAAGAUUCUGACCUUCAAUGAUUUAAUAGCAUCUGCUGUUCCUAUGACACCUGAAGAUCCUUCAUUUUGGGACUGUUUUUGCUUCACAGAAGAAAUUCCAAUACGAAAUGGUACAAAGUCAUGAUAUGAUUCCCUAAGUAACAAAGAAAAGUGAAAACUCUAAUCUUCUGUAUUCACUGAAUAAUAAAUAAUCUCAAAUUUUGUUUCAUAAAACAAUUAAAAAAAACUUUUCCUAUUAAAAAAAAAACUUCUAGUUCAGAAUCACUCAUUAGAACACAUGUUUACCUCUUCUUUCUCCCCAGAAUCCCAUUGACUUGACAGAAGAUACAGAAAAGUG
Molecule: messenger RNA, 1250 nt
Organism: Orycteropus afer afer
Lineage: Eukaryota; Metazoa; Chordata; Mammalia; Tubulidentata; Orycteropodidae
Gene: AASDHPPT
Product: aminoadipate-semialdehyde dehydrogenase-phosphopantetheinyl transferase
Cellular component (GO): cytosol
Molecular function (GO): holo-[acyl-carrier-protein] synthase activity; magnesium ion binding
Source: RefSeq, a predicted model, not a curated record